This is a messenger RNA of Oncorhynchus kisutch (coho salmon), 5367 nucleotides long. Its product is annotated as small integral membrane protein 19. The record is from RefSeq and is a predicted model, not a curated record. NCBI's taxonomy places the organism in Eukaryota, Metazoa, Chordata, Actinopteri, Salmoniformes, Salmonidae. The transcript is spliced from 3 exons. Bases 137 to 457 code for a protein of 106 amino acids.
AGUAUUCGAUUCCGGAAACAACGUCAGCCUUCUGUUUACAUCGUAGGACGUAUUCAGAUGAAUAUCGAUGUAUUGAAUCUUAUUUUUAGACACGUUUAUACAAAUAGAAACAUACCUCACAAUUUGUUUGAUCGCAAUGGGAGGUCAUGGUGUGAUGGCGAACGAGGAAUCGUUGGAUUACUCGGUGCACGAGGCGUGGAAUGAGGCCACCAAUGUCUAUUUGCUCGUCAUUCUGGUUAGCUUCGGACUGCUAAUGUAUGCUAGAAAAAAUAAGAGGAAGAUCAUGAGGAUAUUCGCUCUGCCCCCCACAGCUGGAGCCACGACCGAACCGAACUUCUAUGACAGUCUGCAGAAAGUGAGACUCCGCCAGCAGCUGGAGAUGUACUCUCUUGCGAGGAAGUUUGACCAGCAUCAACACCAAGGCCAGAGUGAGAGUGUUCAGCUCUCUAUGGAAUGAGACUACAACAACAAGGUAGCAUCAUCGUGCCUGUCUCUCCAUCCCUCAGCCUCUUUGUCUUUGCUAAGUCUCAUCAUUACUACACUCCUGAAGAGGGCAUGGGUACCAAGGAGGAAGAAGUCGAGGGUCAAGGAAGGUUUCUGUGAUUAAGACGUGUCAAGUCAAAUCGUUUGUGUUUGCACAAUUGUUGCUGUACGAUUUGAAACAAGGACUAUAAUGGAUUUGGAUAUGAAGAAUUACUGGAUGUUCCCUCUGCAACAUCUGUUUUUUGUUGUUUUUUCAUUUCUUUUGCCUUUUUUAUGUGUUUUAUUAGUCAUUUUUGUCUUUUAUUCAAUGCCUUAUUGGAUUAUGUGUGGAUUUGUCGCCCUUAGUGGUUUUAGGAGAAGUUUCAUCCAGUGUUCAAUAUACAUAAUGUACAGUGACAAUUCAAAUAAGUCUUAAACUUGUCAAAUAUAUAUAUAUUACAACAAUAACAAUUUCAUUUAGCAUAUCUAUUUAAAUGUUUGGUUGUCAAGAACUGUUUCUUUUCCCAGUUUCUGAUCCUCCUAUAGAUACCUUAUUAUGGCAUUACUGCUGGGAAAGCUUAAAAGUGUUGAGAGUUGACUUUUACCCAAUCCACUUGCUUUUUCUAAAAAGGAAAUGAAUUGCUAUUAUUACUCUGGUUCAAAAUAAAUUAAGAAACAAGGGACCAAUGAAGGACCAAGGAAUUGUAUUACUUUUUGCUUGAUUUCACCCUCUCCCUCCCUCCACUUCUUUUGUAAUAAUUCAUUUAAUAGCACAAUUCUCAGAGCAGAAAGUUAGGUCUGGUGCAUGUGUUUUUUGUAGAGCAAGAUGGGGUAGGUGUUUGGGAGGCAGUGAUUGAGGAAGGUGACAUUUUGCAUCAGGGGCCUAGCAGAAAAGUUGGGCCUCUAAUCCAUCAAAUAAAUAAAUAAAACAUGAGUCAGAGGAAAGCCGUGGCCCAGAAACACAACACAAAAGAGGCCAAACAAAUGUGUGUGGACGUCCUUCGGAGGUAGUGUAAUGGAAAAAUGAUUACUCCUCGCGGCGGCGAAAUGGCACACUGAUUAAACGCAUCAAUACAUCAACGACCGGAGCGCAGGGCCAGAUCCUUACCUAUUCUAAAUAGGGCUGUGUGUGUGUGUGCAUUGAAUCUUUGCUUAUUCAGUUUUGUCAUGUGCAUACCCCUUUGUUGUUGCUGUAACUCUGAGCAGAGACUACUUCAGGAUACUCUACUAUUGUCCCACUGUAAUUAAAAACCUGUGGACUUAUUAGUGAAAUACAAGCAGCACAGAUAAAGUAAAUGGUUAGAAAUUGGUAAUAUCCCCAACUUAAUUUAAAUUCAGAUGUAAUCUAUAUUUACAUAUACUACAUGACCAAAAGAAUGUGGACACCUGCUCAUUCCAAAAUCAUCGCCAUUAACAUGGAGUUGGUCCCCCCCCCUUUGCUGCUACAACAGCCUCCACUCUUCUGGGGAGGCUUUCCACUAGAUGUUGGAAUAUUGCUGCGUGGACUUGCUUUCAUUCAGCCACAAGGGCAUUAGUGAGGUCGGGCACUGAUGUUGGGAAAUUAGGCCCGCAUUCCCAUUCAUCCAAAAAGUGUUCUCGACAAGCCUUUUCUGUAUGGACCUAGCUUUGUGCACGCGGGGCAUUCUCAUGCUGAAACAGGAAAUGGCCUUUCCCAAACUGUUGCCACAAAGUUGGAAGCGCAGAAUCAUCUAGAAUGUCAUUGUAUGCCGUCGCAAUAAGAUUUCCCACCAAAACUAAGGGGCCUAGCCCAAAUCAAGAAAAACAGCCCAGACCAUUACUCGUCCUCCACCAAACUUUACAGUUUGCACUAUGCAUUCGGACAGGUAGCAUUCUCCUGGCAUCUGCCAAACCCAGAUUAAUCUGUCGGCCUGCCAGAUGGUGAAGCGUGAUUCAUCAUUCCAGAGAAGGUGUUUCCACUGCUCCAAAGUCCAAUGGCGGCGAGCUUUACACCUCUCCAGCAGGUGCUUAGCGUUGCGUAUGGUGAUCUUGGGCUUGUGUGAGGCUGCUCAGCCAUGGAAACCCAUUUCAUGAAUCCCGACGAACAGUUAUUGUGCUUCCAGAGGCAAUUUGGAACUUGGUAGUGAGUGUUGCAAGGACAGUCAAUUUUUAUGCGCUACCUGCUUCAGCACUCGGCAGUCCCGUUCUGUCAGCAUGUGUGGCCUACCACUUCAUGGCUAAGUCGUUCUUGCUCCUAGAUGUUUCCACUUCACAAUAACAGCACUUACAGUUGACCGGGGCAGCUCUAGCAGGCCACGAAUGUACUUGUUGGAAAGGUGGCAUCCUAUGUCGGUGCCACGUUGAAAGUCACUGAGCCAGUAAGGCCAUUCUACUGCCAAUAUUUGUCUAUGGAGAUUGAAUAGCUGUGCAUAUUUUAUACACCGGUCGGCAGCAGGUGUGCCUGAAAUAUCCGAAUCCACUCAUUUGAAGGGGUGUCCACGUACUUUUGUAUAUAUAGUGUAUUUAUAUCAACAUCGCUGUCCAUUUUAAAUGAGAAUAAGUAAGUUGACAGUCAUUGGGCAAAUAUGGGAGUAUGGUCUUGCAGUUAUUAAAUCCAUGUCCCCGCCUCACCGUUAUCAACAGAGAGAUAAUCCAUGCCCAUGAGUCAUCUGCUGUAUUAUCAUGAGCCGUAAGGUACAAAUCCCAAAUGCCACCUAGCCUAUAGUAUUAGGCUAGUACCAAAAAAAGAUUAUAUCAUGUGAACAAGUGUGUUAACGAGAUAAUGAGCCAUUGUACAUGUGCUUUUCUAAUUAAUCUGCUGAUGUAAUCAAUCAGUUUCUCAUUACCAGAGGUUUAAUAUUUAACCAGUACUAUCCCAUUGAGAAACAUUAUUCACGGCAAACAUUAAUCAAUAGCUAAUCUGGAGUUAAUUGCUUAAUUACCAAAUGGACUAAUGAGGUCGUUAGUGGGAGAGGUCUAAAUGAACCGCUCAGAAUCUUCACUUCAUUCUGAGAAUGAAAGGGUUCAAGAGGAGGAGAGUAGAGGAGUGGACUAACGAUACCAGGACCAAGGUGUUCCGUCCACACCGCUCUUUAAAACGUCACCUUAUUAAAUUCACUUCUUGCUUUUCCUCUGUGAAGGAAAGUGGGUAGGGUUUUAUCCUUGACAUUCAGCAAAGUAUGAUAGAGUGAUAGAAAAGAGAGUGGUUUACCUGCAUGUCAGUACACUUGGAGGGUAGCAUGUCACCUAGAAUGACGGUGUGUAUGUGCAUGCAUGUCAACAUAUGCAUACGUGUGUGUGUGUGUGCGCACAUACUGGGCGUUUGUGGCUAGCUAGGUGGUGGAAAAAUUAGGCACAGCUCGGUAGUUCUCAAUAUUGUUUCAUAAGGUUUAAUUAAAAAUAGUUUAUCACUGGGUUUGGGAUAACACAGCGACUCAAUCUCCCAGCAAUGAACUGUCUCCAACCAUGCAGAAAGCUAUUAAUAAACACCAGUCUGAAACAGAGCGAGAGAGAGGAGAGGGUUGAGAGAGGAGGGGGAGGAGAAAAGGAGAAGAAUUAAGGGAUAGAGAGGGUUGGGGAUGAGAAGAAGGGACCGAGAGGGAGAUGAAACCCAGCUGAUAAAUGAAUGUAAUCUCACAGUGAAAAAGUGAAGAGCCACCGUGGUUAUACAUCACCUGGAGAGGCUAAUGAAAUAUGCUAUCUGUUUCUGUUAGCCAAAGAGCCCUUCGAGGGAUUCUAGUUCAUCUCACUGAAUUCUCUGUUUCUCCCCCUCUCUCUGCAUCAUACAGCAAGUGGGAGAAUAGUUAGACUUCAAUAUUUUGCUCUCUCUCUUUCUCUCUCACCUUGCUCCUGCUUCAUCCUCCCCUCUCAUCUACUUCCUUUUAUUAACAUUUCAUAUAUGUGGAGAUGUUAUGAUUAAAGAGAAAUAGACAGCACGGUUUGGCCUAUUUUAAUCUCACCUGACACAGUCUUUAUGGUGAUGGUUAUCAUGGUAUUGCAGGACAUCAGCAUAUUAUACACGAGCUCACAUUCUUAUUCCACCUCCACAGCAGCCGCCUUGAAAAAUACGAGAAAAGUAAACAGCUUCAUAAUUUAAUUUUUAUAUAAGAAAAAGUCAGGAACAAAUGCAGCUGACCAAAAACUCUGGGUGUUUUGGCUGUAUUAGUUUGAAACAUUCUCUCUCACAAUACAAUAAAGAUUGGUGGUUCUGGUUUGUUUUGAAAGCAGGAAGUGGGCCAGAGCCUAGGGCGAUCAGUCUCUCUACCCUCUACAUCCGAGAGCCAGUUCAGAGAAAAUUACUUUCUUUAUUUUCCCUCUUCAAACUGAAAAGGACUUUCAAGACAAUCUCUCUCCCAGGGACAUGCAUUAAAUACAUUAUGUUCCUAGUUUCCCAGGACUUUUGCAAUGUACUAGUUCUGAGAAAUGUCAUGAAUUGAGAUGAUCAACUUCUAGCCUUUUCUAUGCAAUACUAGGAGUAAUAUGCAAACACGUAUGGCUUGUGCAUGCAUACACACAAGCCUACAUGCACACGCCCAUUUACACACCACAGGCACCCACACGUGUGACCUGGAGUGGACAUAGACAAGAGGAUAUCUCUUAGAACAGGGGCCGCACUCUUCAACACAGCGGGGACAAUCUCUCCGUUCUCGUCUUUCUUACUGUAAGGUGAUUUAUCGUGUAAUAUAACAAGCCUUAACUUGAGCCCCUUAAAAUGUCUCCCAUAUUAACUGGACAUUAACCGUUCGGUCUUCUCCGCUCCUCUCUUCAUUAGCCAGAGAAAGCAGACAAGCCAAUCACGCAGCCUUGUCAGCCGCGGGCUGCGACAGGAAGGAGCUUUGUGUUUUAUGGGUGGUGUGCAUCAUAUGACGGGUGGUACAUGUUAUGGUUAUUAUGCUCUAUGGAUGGUCUAUCAAUUAGCUUUAUUGAAUAAAGGUGAUUUUAUACUGA